AUGGAGCAACACAAGUGCACUUUUGUGAUUGUGGGGAAGCUGAAACAGGGCAAGUACGAGCUUCUGCAGGAGUACAAUCAGAGGCGGGAGUCCAACUGCCUGGUGGAGCUGAGCAACCAAGUCAGCCUGCUGCGGAUGCAGAAGCGCCACUUUCCAGGAACCUACACAGCUGGCCAGCAGGAGAGGGCCAAGGAGCCUGUCCCGGAAGGCAGCAGAGACUCCUGGGUACAGACGGGGCCCCUGACGCACAAGGAGAAAAGGCACUUCCCAGCCAAAAGCCAUGCCAUAUUUGGAUGACACUCACUCAGCUCCGGUGACACCCAGAUACGUGGG
Sorex fumeus (smoky shrew) is the source of this 333-nucleotide messenger RNA. It is a transcript of the gene SPATA45, whose product is annotated as spermatogenesis associated 45. The transcript is spliced from 2 exons. NCBI's taxonomy places the organism in Eukaryota, Metazoa, Chordata, Mammalia, Eulipotyphla, Soricidae. Bases 1 to 297 code for a protein of 98 amino acids. The record is from RefSeq and is a predicted model, not a curated record.